AUGCCACAGGUUGCCCAAAAACACGAGUCGACGAGACGUCACAACAAGGGAGAGGAGCGUUUUCCUCUAGCCACUGCAGCCGUCGGCCGCUCUCCGCCCUCUCUGUUUCUCUUGGCGCGCAGCCCCGUGCGAAGGGUUCAUUCAUUCAGUCACUCAGCUGAUCGCCAUGGAAGAGGCCUGCACGCUGGUGCGGCGGCUCGAGCAGAAGUACCUUGACGACGACGACGCCAUCGUCGAAGACUUGCUCCUUACUAGUUUUGUAAGUUACUGUAGCUCAAAUCCUUGAGAUUUCGUUUCUUUAUAACGAUUUCUUGUGAACCUUAGCAAGCUAAUGCAGGUCUGAAAAAUAGAAAGAGCAGCAUUCAAAUCAGAAAAUACAGUAUCAUCCCUAAUAGAUAAAUUUGUAGAGCGUACAACUUCGAAAUUCAUAUCGAUGGAGAAAGUUAUGCAAACGUUGAUCUUUUUUGACCAAGAAUUUUAGAACAAAUGAGUUGAAACUUGAAAAAAAGAUUUUUGAGACUUCUGAAACAGCAAAGUCCACAGGAAGAUCACAAGAUCUCGAACAUCAAAAUUUUUCAUUCGAAUUCCUGGAGAGAUUUGGAGUUUCUCAUCUAAAUUAUCUGAAUAUUGUUCGAAAACUUCUCUGUUUCACAAGAUGAGAGAGUCUGGUUCUUGCUUUCUUCUUGCGGAUUGCUUGCCCGUAUGCAAAUAGUCGCUGUCUGCCGCUUACCUGUCCGAAUUCACCUCGAGGAUUGCAAGGGCAUCCCUUGUAAUAUUAGAUCCUCAUCGAAUUUUUAAGAUUCUAAUAAAACAUUCUAAUAAAAGACGAUUUUUUUCCUUUAAUUUCUGGAAUCGUCUAAAAAUUAGUUUUAUUAGACUUUAGAAGGGAUUUUAAUUGACACUAAUGUUACCAGUAUAUCAUAAGAUAAAAAUAAACUCAAGUUAUUCUAAGAAGUUCUGAACAAAAAUUUUUUUAUGUCAGUCUUGUGGAAUUUAGUAUACCAAAAUUAUAAAAAUCACUAAUUUAACUAUUUAUCAAGUUCUUAUCAGUUAAACUGUCAAAACUAACGUUUGAUAUCAAAACCAGAAACUAUAAACCAUGUGUUUAUAGAAGUCAUCUGCUUGCUUAUCUCACAUGGUCUUUGUCGCUAUAGUGUAAACCUUUUCUCAAGGUUCUGUUUACGUUGUACUUUGAUCCUCUUAUUCUCAAAAAUUGCAACUUUCUCAAAAGCCCAAAAAAAGACAUUUCAAAUGAUUCUUCUGUUUCCAGAGGUCCAUAAAAACUUUAUUUCAACUUUUCAAAGUCUCAUUUAAAGAGAAAAAAGUUUCAGACAGGAUGUUCGCCUUGCAAAAUGGCCAGCCAAAGGGCCUUGGAACUGUUGGUUCUGAACAAUAUGAACAUUCAGUCGAUCGGCGAUUCAUCGAAACUCGCCAACCUCGCCGCUCACGUUCUCGAGGUAACACUUUUUUCUCUUUUUCUGUUUUCAUUCGUUUUUCUGUUUGUUCGAACUAUUUAUUGCGUUUUUUCGGUCGUGAAAAGUGUCAGAAUUGUGCAAUGCAAACAGGUUUUGAAGAAGAAGAGGCGUUGAGGAAAGCUAUCAAAGAUAAAAGGGUUUUCUCUCAUCUAGUGAAAAAAACAAAGUGCAUGAUGAAGUGGUCGCAUUUGGAAUGGCUCAAUGGGUUUUUUUUUCUGUUAAAAGUCUUCUUUCCAAAGAGGAUUAUUUUUCGAAAAAGCAAGCAAAUCGAAGAUUGAGAGAUUGAUGAAGACUCAAUUUUAUUGAAAAUUGCACCCGACUACAAAACGGCUUGCGCGUGAUUAAAGGAAACCCUACCAAUAAAAAUAGAAAAAGUAUAACAAAAAAAUCCCAGUUUCAUCUACGAAUAUCUGUGUGAGAUAUUCCAAACCGGAACGGCUUUUUACAACAAAAUAAGAAGAAAUGAUUUUUUUUUUCUCAAAUCCAAUUUUCCCCUAGUUUAAUGAGAAAAGCCUCUCAUUAUUGAAAACUUCCGGUUCUCAAAACUUCGACUUUUUCUUCUUUUUCUCUUGUCAUUCCGUCUUCCCACAAUUUGUUGCCCUUGAUGUUAAACUCAUUGAUUUGCCAUCAAAACACGUGCCUCCCGCUCUGGACAACAAAUGCCGUCGCGGAGCUGGAGCACAUGUGUUUUCGGAGACAAACUUUGAUUGAUUUGUUGCAGGCGGACCUCGGCUGGAAUCAGAUUCAUCUUUGGUCGGACGUCUCCACGAUCCUCAACAAUUUACCCCAUUUGAGGGUUCUCAACAUUGGACACAACCCUUUGAGUGAAACGGUUCGUAAAUAAUUUUGGGAAAGAAGAAAUUUGUUUUUUUUGGGAAUCCAAGUUACGAUACAUGGCUCUGAUGGGGGAUUUUUUAACACUUCUGAACGCGAACUUUCGGGGUUCAAACAAACUGAUUUUUGCUGUCGGAAAGUCUAGAUUUAUAUUUUCCUUUUUUCUGAGAUGCAAAAUCCUAUCUCAGAUUUAUGGAAGAUUCAUGGACCAUCCUGAAUUUAUGAAAAAUUUCUCAGCGUGGGCUUCAAGACUUUAUUUUCAUGCUAUUGCGGAAAUUUUUGAACCUUAAAAAUUAAGUUCCAAUUGGGCAAGAAUCCUUGGUUCAUUGGUCAGAGUAACUUUUUUUUCGAUUUUCAAGUUUUUACUUCUCUUGUCGAAGUUCCACUUUACACCAGUAGAAACAUUUGAUUCUUUAGACCCAAGGGCUUUUUUUCUUAACUUCAGAGAAAGCUUCAACUGAAAUUUCCUUCAAAAAAGUCUCAUCCUUUUUCUAAAUUUUUGUCGAAAAAAACUUAACAAAUUGUAUUUAUUAAAAAGUUUUGUUUUUCCUUAUCAACUCGAGAAUUUUCGAGGUAUUCACCCUUUACAGUCACACCAUAAACCAACAAGAAUCUUUUAUCCAAUCCUUUGUCCAGAUUGACGUCGAAUUGCCCGAAGUGCCACACCUACAAACCUUGAUCCUCAACGGGACGAAUUUACGGCCGUCGACGCUCAAGGACUUCCUUUCCAAGACGCCGAACCUAUCCGAGCUGCAUCUUUCCGACAACCAGUUUACGACCGACGAGAACGAUGACCAGGAAAACGAGCCCAUCAGCAGUUUUGUCCGGACUGUUCACUUGAACAGGUUGGUCGACUUUUGAACUAUUGAAACCUCAAGACAGAUCUUCAAACCUGAACAAAAAAUACUUUUUGACAACGAGAUUCACGUGCGGAAUUCACUUUGUGCCCCAUGUUUCAAGUGCGCAUGUGCGUGUAUAUGCAGGCGGCUAGUCUGCUUCUCGGUUUACACGUAAUAUCAAGGAUGGCAGUCGGACGGCAUCCUGGAAACGCCUGAGGUCGGAGUCAGCCAUGUGGAACGAAACUUCACCCUCUUUCUUUCUAUUAUCUGAUGGAAGAAUGGCGUUGGGUGUAAUUAAUGGAAAAAGAAGGCAUUUUACUUGAGACACGAGGAACUUGUAGUGGUAUUGUAAAGGAAACGGGUUAUUUGAAUUGAAAAUCAUGAGGGAGAGGGAGAUUUGAGGGUAAUUGUGUUUUUUUUGGGCCUGUUGAGAAUCUGAUGUUAUUCUGCCAGAAUGAAUUCUUGAAACUUUCUUGAUUUCCAAUAAUGGGACUGACGGCCAAAAAACUACUUUGAAAGCUGAACCACUAAAAAACGGCCUAAAUGAUAUAAAAAUCAUGGGAAAACAACGUCAGGCGACUUUUUUUUGAUCUUUAAAGAUAUUCGUUCACAAUGAACGACUCCGUCAGAAUUCAAUCUUGGAAAGGAAAUUCUUUUUGAACUUCUGAACUUUUCAACGCUGCUAUUGAACCAUGAUCUGCUACAAAGUUUUUCUACAACUUUUAACAUUUUCAGAUGUGGAUUUGAAGACUGGAAAUCCGUCGCCAAGCUUCUCAAACGCUUCCCAAUGAUAACGUCAGUUUUCUUAUGCGAGAAUCCCAUCAGAGCAAUCGACCAGGGAGCUUCAACUGACGGAAUGACGUCUUUGAAAUCUUUAAACCUCGCAAAGGUACAGAGACUUCUGCGCAAAAGUUUUUCAUCUUUAUUUUAGACCGAAUUAAACGACUGGUCGAGCCUCGACAAUUUGAACAAAUUGCCUUCCUUAACUGAGCUGAGGAUGCCUAAUAUUCCCUUGUUGGAAAGUUAUAACGAGGAGGAGAGGCGGCAUCUCACAAUCGGUCGGAUGCAACAAUUACGAGUACUCAACGGGUCGAAGAUCUCACCUGAGCAACGGGAACAGUCGGAGCGGUUCUUCAUCCGGUAUUACAAGGUGAAUAUUUCAUGCAUUUGUUAUCAAUGACUUAAGAUGCUUUGAAAGGCUCUGAAAGCAAGCAAAGAAACAUAGCCAGAAGCGCAAGUCACAUAAAGUCGGAUGCUAUUUGAAAAUUUCCUUGGAAUUAGGGACAGUACGCUAAGGGAUUGUAAUUUUUUGCUCUUGUUUCUGAUCUUUGUUGAAAUAUUUUCAUCAGAAGACUUUCAGGACCUGGAAGACAAGCCGCCUCAAUAUAAACUUCUGGUGGAAAGACACGGACAAUUGGAGCAGUUGAUCAAUAUUGACCUUUCGCCAAAAAUCUUUGCCGUUGUCAAAGUUUUAUGCGAAGAAGCCAAUUACGAGACUCAGAUGCGAGUGAAUCUGAACAAAAAUAUUGGCGAUUUUAUGAGGUUUGUUGAUUCGGAUGUGAUUAGAAAAAAAUCUUUCUAGCACAGCUCUGAAGUUUCUUGAUUUUAAAUAGCGUAAUUAGUCUUUUUUCUGGGGCUUGUUAGGUGUCCCACCAUUCCAUCUAAGAUUCUUAAGCUUUCGGAAAAUUACCGGACCUCGUGAUUUUGGUUUUGACAGUAUUUUUUAGAUUUUUCUUUCGAACCAAAGCAAAUCUAUUCGAAAGAACCAACGUGAAAACUCAAAAUUUCAACUUCUUACUCGCGACCCAUUAGGAUUAUUAGCAUCAAUUGGAAUGGCGGCGCAGUCAGCCGAAAUUGAUUGGGCCUUUUCUUUGAGGAAAUUACGCGCAUUUGCAGGUUUAUGGAAAAGCGCAGUGGCAUCAAAUAUGCACGAAUGCGAAUGUUCUUGAUGACCAGCGACGGGAUGAUCGAAGAGUGUCUUCUUCACAAUAUGCCGCUACACUCGCUCAGGGUCGAGGACGGCGACGUUUUCAGCAUUCAAGUUGGUCUUUCUUCUAAAGAAAAACUGAUUUUGUAGAGGCUCAAGUGGUUGGUUAUAUGAAUAAAUAAAAAACUCCGCUCGAUUGCCACGUCAAAUUGAAUAAAAGCCAUUUUUGUGGGGAAGACUCGGCUUCGUUCUUCCAACAAAAAAUGUGUGCUGGCAAACUUUUCGUUCAAUUUUUCCGUCUAUUGCUUAAAAAUGGGAAGUUCCUAGGUUAUUGGAAAAAAGUGGCAAAAAGUAGAAAAAAAAAAUGGAAAACUCAAAAACUGCACACUCUACAUCGAAAAAUUAGCCUCCGUUCGAGCUCAUAUUACUGUUUCAAAAAAAAAAAAAAGGGUUGCUUAUUGGACAAAAACCAUUUCCUCCUAAAGAUUCCAGGACUUUUUAUUAAGUUUCGUACGAAUUAUUCUGGAAGAAGUAAAUUUUUCAAAAUGGAGUUAGAUUUCAAGCUUUAUAACCUAUUCAAAAAAACUUUUUCAUCUUUGAAAGCGCCAGAUAUUCAUCAAAAACAGCUUCUUUCUUCGGAUCAAUCAAGCAAUGAAAAACCAAAAAUUCAAUUGUCUAUAACAAAUGAGCAUUAACCUCUGCUAAUGUGCUUGUUUGUUCUGAAAGCAACCGUGUAAUUAUGCAGUUGUUGCUAGUGUCACCUGUCCUGUCCACACCGGUUCUGUUGCCUUUUGACCCGAGCGCCGACUUUUCCUGCCUCAUCCGCCUUUUUGGGCCUCCCUGCCGACCGAUUCGGCCGACAACAGCCCGUUUCCACGCGCAGCGGGGGAUAGUUGAUGACCGUUUCUGGUUUCACCGUGAUUAUUGAGAUUAUUGGGAUAUUUAUAGGAUUGGAAGUCUAUAAAAAUUGGUGAGGGAUCGCAAAGUCAUUAAAAUUUGGAAUGAAAUAGAAAAAAAGGUACUAUUGGGGCUGUUACUUAUAUGAAGAUGCAUAGGUAAACUUUCCUUCUUCAAAAAAAAAAACUCAGAAAAAAUCUCUCAAGGUUCAAAAUUGAACUAAUUUCAAACUUUCAAAGGUUGAAAAAAUCAAUUUUGACUAGCUUUCAAAAUUUUGAAUUCAGUUCUAUUGUCAAAAUUUUUCCAACUUUCUGAUUGAAACGUGGUUUUUUAAACGUAACAGUACAUAGCUCUAGUUAGAAGUUUUUUAUUGCCUAAAAAUUCCCAUCAACCUUAGUGGAACUAUUAUUAAGUUUGUUCUGAACCAAAAAACGAACUUUUCAUCUUGGCAUCUUUAUUCCUACCGUAGUCCAACAAACAUCACCAAAAAUGCAUUCCCGUUCUCCCACAGUACUAUGAAUACACAUUCCCAAGUGCUAUCUAAAAACAGAAGCCUACUUUUUUAUUGAUGAGCCGCCAAAGGUCACUUCUGAAGGUCUUCUUUGGCUUUUUGUUGACAGUCUACGCGGCCGGGAUCUGUUUGAUAAUGCAUGCGUGUUGUAUGUUUGCACGUCCGGCGCUUCAUGCAUACUGAUAAUGCGAUGAGCCGCCAAGGCGAUUCUCACUUCCCAAUGCACGAGAAUAUCGAGAAGACCUACGGAAAUCGCUCGUAAAAUUUUUUUUUUGUGAAAGUUUCAAAGUGAAAUGGCAAGGAAAAAACUUGUUUGGGCAGUUUUGCUGGAGUGAAAUUGAAUGUAAUGGGCUGAAGUUCAAUUUUUUUUUCAACAAAAUGGGCAAUCGGGCAGUCUUAGGGUUCUUUUUUAUACAUCAUUUUUUGAUUUUUCAAAAAUCGUUAUAAAAAAUUCACAUGUUUUUUGAACUUUCAAAAGAGUCUAUUGGCAAUAGAAAAUUAUUUUAUUUGAAAGUUGGUAGAAAAGUAAUCAGAAUAAGUUUAUUAUUAGACAAGAAGGAAUGGAUAUAGCCUGUUCGAGUUUCCGCUCAAAAAAUGCAGAGAAAUUUCUAAAAAUCUCAUUUUCAGUCAAAGCUGAUCAUCUCCCGAAAUCGCCGGCGUCCUUUGGAACGGAGCCAAUAA
Molecule: messenger RNA, 7164 nt
Organism: Caenorhabditis auriculariae
Lineage: Eukaryota; Metazoa; Nematoda; Chromadorea; Rhabditida; Rhabditidae
Source: the annotation of a GenBank genome assembly